UCCAAAACCUCUGGGCCUUAAAAAAAUUAACAAAAAAUAAAAAUAUUCAAAAUAAAAAAAAAUCCAAUACAAAAAUGAGAAUAAAAAAGAAAAAAAAAGAAAAAAAAGCAGUGAUAUUAUGCUGAUGAUGAUGAUGAUGCUAGGUGCUUUGGUUGCUCCCCAUGUAUUGGCUCUCAUCCCCUUAAUAUCUGCCACUGUUUUUUAGGACUUCAAGAUCUUGCUAAAAGAUUUCGGUUGUUGGUGUUUGUUUUGGUUUUGGUUAGUUACUUUGUUGUUUUGGGGUUUUUAGUUUUUUCUCUUUUUCUUUUUUUCUUUUUUCUCUCUCUUUACACUAUUUUUUUGGGUAUACCAAGUUAUACUUUUGUUUAGAUUUUAGACCAUACAGGAAUGGCACAAUUACCACCGAAAAUACCAACCAUGACCCAAAAUUGGCCAUCUUUUCCUCACCAAAAAAUGCCUUCCAUUGCUAAUUUCAUCCCCACUACUACCAACUCUUCUCCCACCUCUACCAUACCAUCCACACCACCACAACAACAACAGCAACAACAACAACAGCAGCAAUCGCCUUUUUGGGUCGACGAGUUUCUCGACUUUACGUCGGCGAGACGCGGUAACCACCGCCGUUCGGUCAGCGAUUCCAUUACGUUUCUCGAAUCCCCGUUGGUGGUUGAAGAAUGUCGGAAUUCUUGCGGUACCAACAACUUGAUGCAUGGAACCAGCGGCUUCGACCGGUUAGACGACGACCAGCUCAUGUCCAUGUUCACGGACGACAUGUCGGCGACCGUGCCGCCUACGCUUUCUUCUUCCAAUCCUUCCACUCCGUCCGAUCAGAACAGCAACAACGACGAGAAGCCGCCAAUGCCGGGGGUUGACGGCGGUAAUUACGGGCAGCAGCAGCAGCAGCAGCAGCCGAAGAGCGAACCGGGAGAGGUUGAGAGCUCCUGCGAACCGGAAACUCAAGUAGCUCCCACCGCCUCUGCCAGCGAUCCCAUCUUCGACCCCAAGAGGGUGAAGAGAAUUUUGGCAAAUCGGCAAUCAGCACAAAGGUCGAGAGUGAGAAAGCUACAAUACAUAUCAGAGCUAGAACGGAGCGUAACAACACUACAGUCGGAGGUAUCAGCAUUGUCGCCGAGGGUUGCAUUUUUAGACCACCAAAGGUUGAUUCUCAAUGUAGAUAACAGCGCGAUUAAACAGCGAAUUGCUGCUUUGGCUCAAGAUAAGAUUUUCAAAGACGCUCACCAAGAGGCAUUGAAGAAGGAAAUAGAGAGAUUAAGGCAAGUCUAUCACCAACAACGCCUAAAGAAGAUGGGAAACAGUACAGGAAACCAACAUGGACAAGCCGUUCAACAACAUCCAGUACAACCACCCAACUCAGAUACAAUGGUUUGCGCGGCUGAUAAAGAACAGCUUCUCAACUGAGAAUAUUGGUGUGGAAGGAAUUUUUUGGAGGUGAAUUAGGGGGAAAAAAAGAAAAAAAGAAAAAAGGGACUUUUGGUGGGGAGGGUUUUGCAUAAUGCAAACCCUGGGGUUUUCACGUGAUGUGUUUUUCACUUGUAUGUUUUAUGUGGGACCCCUGACAAAGUUUGUGAUAUUUUGGAGGGUUGGAAAAUGGACACGUGGAAAUUUUAGGUAGGGUGGUGAAAAAAAAUUAAUUAAUUAUUUUAUUUUAUUUUUAUUUUUUUGGAAACAAAUGGUAAUCAAUGUUUUGGGAUUGGGAGUUUGGACAUGGGGGUGAUUUGGUUUGGAUUUUUUUAUUUUAUUUUAUUUUAGUCUUUAUUUAUUUAUUUAUUUAUUUUUGCUGGUUUUAAUGUUUUUUUUGGGGGGGCCAAAAGAUGGUUGAGACUUGAGAGGGUGGCAUUAAAGGGGAAAUUGUCAGGGGAAGGAGUGGUAAUGUUGACUGUUGAAUCUGUUUCUGUGCUUUCUUUUUCCUUUCUGCAGGCUUCAAAUUGUUCCAUGUCUCUCAUUCAUUCUUUCUCUCUAAUUCCAUGUUACUUUUCUUCAUGACAAAUGUGAAAAAAAAAAAGCAUUAUUGGAAAAGAAUUCACAAAUGGACUUUUUCCAAAGGCUGAAA
Ziziphus jujuba (common jujube) is the source of this 2071-nucleotide messenger RNA. RefSeq names its product basic leucine zipper 61. The record is from RefSeq and is a predicted model, not a curated record. The transcript is spliced from 4 exons. Gene Ontology annotation, biological process: positive regulation of DNA-templated transcription. Gene Ontology annotation, molecular function: DNA binding; DNA-binding transcription factor activity. Gene Ontology annotation, cellular component: nucleus. The coding region runs from base 388 to 1419 and encodes 343 amino acids. Lineage: Eukaryota; Viridiplantae; Streptophyta; Magnoliopsida; Rosales; Rhamnaceae.